Messenger RNA from Kluyveromyces marxianus DMKU3-1042, 1830 nucleotides. It is a transcript of the gene SRP101, whose product is annotated as Signal recognition particle receptor subunit alpha. Gene Ontology annotation, biological process: SRP-dependent cotranslational protein targeting to membrane. Gene Ontology annotation, molecular function: GTP binding; protein binding; signal recognition particle binding. The coding region runs from base 1 to 1830 and encodes 609 amino acids. Lineage: Eukaryota; Fungi; Ascomycota; Saccharomycetes; Saccharomycetales; Saccharomycetaceae. Gene Ontology annotation, cellular component: endoplasmic reticulum membrane; signal recognition particle receptor complex. The transcript has a single exon. The record is from RefSeq and is a predicted model, not a curated record.
AUGAUUGACCAGUUUGCUGUUUUCACGCCUUUGGGUAACCUUCUUUAUGGUUAUAACUCUUUGAACAAGAAGUUCUCUGAAUCUCAGAUCAACCGGUUCGUUGAUGAGUUUAUCAGUCAACCAGUCAAGAAUGUGACAUCCAAAUAUCCGAUUCUAUCUACUGCUGAUAGUAGUUUUAUGUACUAUGAGUCAAAACAACCUCAUCUUUUUUUUGUUGUUUCGUUUGCGUCUGCGGAAUCUAUGCAAUUAACUAGUGAAGCCGAAUCUUUGCUUUCUGUUGCUACUAAACUAUGGGAAUCACUAGAUCUCGAUAAAAUCAUCUUAGACAACCUUUCUGGAAAAGGCAAGAAGAAUGUCCACAACUUUAGAUUUGUGACGGAGGAUGCCGAUGAAAAGCUAGCCAAGUUUGGAACGUAUUUUGAAGUUAAGUACAAUGAGAUGAAGAAAGUUCCACAGCAAAAGGGUAAGAAACAGAAGGGCUCACAAAACUAUAAUCAAAACCAAAACCAAAGCCAGGCAGUUUCUAAAUCUAAGAAUGCUAACCAAAGUAAGAAAGAUUCAAAGGGUAGUACUAAUAGUGGUAAAAAUUCAAAGUCCAGAAAAUGGGGUAUGGAUGGAUCCUUGGAGGAGACCGGAAUAAUGGACCCAUCCCUCGACUUCUCCGAGUCAAACGAAAAAGAUAUUUCUCCAGCACUGGCAAGUGAUUUAGAAACUGAUCUACAAAAUAGUGCUCAGUUUGGUAAAGAAAAUGAUAAGGGUGAGUUUUUGAUCAGCGAAAUUGAUGAACUUCUUGCCUCUAACAAACAGAAAUCCAAAUCCAAGGAUACCUCGUCCUCACCUUUUUCAUUCUUACAAAAGCAUAUCUUGGGUAACAAGACUAUAUCUGAAAAUGAUUUAGUUGCAGUGUUGGAUAAGUUAAAGCAGAAAUUAAUCUCCAAAAAUGUUGCACCCGAAGUUGCAGACUAUCUAUGCAAUCAGGUUUCAAAGGACUUGGUUGGAUCUAAAACUGAAAACUGGACGAGUGUUGACCAAACAGCUAGAAUGUCAUUACAAAAAUGUCUAUCCUCUAUCUUGACUCCAAGUGUCUCGGUCGAUUUGCUUCAUGAAAUUCAACAAAAGAUCAAUAAAAAAGACUCUAAUGGUUUAAAUGAUCCAUACGUGUUCUCCGUCGUUGGUGUCAAUGGUGUAGGAAAAUCAACUAAUCUUUCGAAACUCGCAUUUUGGCUCUUGAAAAAUAAUUUGAGAGUACUUAUUGUAGCUUGUGACACUUUUAGGUCCGGCGCUGUAGAGCAACUUCGAGUCCAUGUAGAGAACUUAGCCCAAUUAACAGAUGAAAAUCAUGUAAGAGGAUCAAAAAAUAGGAGAGGUAAAACAGGUAAUGAACAUGUCGAACUUUUCGAAGGUGGUUAUGGUGGUUCUAAUCUUGUCACGAAGAUAGCGAAACAAGCAAUCAAAUAUGCUAAAACUGAACAUUUUGACGUAGUUUUGAUGGAUACUGCUGGAAGAAGACACAACGAUGCUACCUUGAUGUCUCCGUUGAAAUCAUUCGCAGAACAAGCCAAUCCGGACAAAAUUAUUAUGGUGGGCGAAGCUUUAGUUGGGACUGAUUCUGUUCAACAAGCUAAUAACUUUAAUCAAGCAUUUGGGAAAGAUAGAAAUCUAGAUUUCUUCAUUAUAUCUAAAUGUGACACCGUAGGGGAACUGUUAGGGACGAUGGUUAAUAUGGUGUACGCUACAAGUAUACCGAUCUUGUUCAUUGGAGUUGGUCAGACCUACACUGAUCUCAGAACGUUAAGUGUUGAAUGGGCAGUUAAUAGUUUAUUGUCCUAA